AAGCGGCUCAAAUACAAACCAUAUGGCAAACAUUCUUUAUUCAAUCAAUCCCUCCAUUUCUAAAAGUUAAUUGAUUCUUAUUAUCUUGUCUUCCCCUUCCAUAAGGAAUAUAUGUUGUUCCCACUUCCAUUGGUCAAAAACGACAAGUGGAAGAAACACUUGAUUCUCUUCAAUCUUACUUCUCCAACCCCACCCAUAUGUAUGCUCCAUUAAAUAUGCCUACAACCUGUUUUGUUUCUUGUAGUGUUCUAACUAUUUGGCUUACCAAUCCAUUCUGAGAAGAAAAGAACCGUUCUGAGAAGAAAAGAAUCAAGUAAAUGGCAUCCAAGAGAAUACUGAAGGAGCUCAAGGACUUGCAGAGAGAUCCACCAACUUCAUGCAGUGCAGGCCCUGUGGGAGAGGACAUGUUCCAUUGGCAAGCAACCAUCAUUGGUCCAAAUGACUGCCCCUAUUCUGGUGGAGUUUUCCUUGUGACCAUUCAUUUCCCUCCUGAUUAUCCCUUCAAACCUCCCAAGGUUGCAUUCAGGACCAAGGUAUUCCAUCCCAACAUCAAUAGCAAUGGCAAUAUUUGCUUGGACAUACUCAAAGAACAAUGGAGCCCUGCUCUCACCAUAUCCAAGGUGCUUCUCUCUAUAUGUUCUCUGCUAACAGAUCCAAAUCCUGAUGACCCUUUGGUGCCUGAAAUUGCUCAUAUGUGCAAGACAGACAAAGUGAAGUAUGAGUCCACUGCUAGAAGCUGGACCCAGAAGUAUGCAAUGGGAUAAUAAUCUCUGCACUCUUGCCUCCUCCAAUACUUUCUGGAAUUGCCUUUUUUGCACUUACAAGGUAUUAAUGUAUUAUUAAUAUUAAGGCCUUGAAAUGAGGGCAAUACUGAACAAUUUACUUACAUAUAAGAUUUGUUCUCAACAGCUUUACCUUUGUAAUUGGACUGGAGCAUGCUCUCUAUGAAUAAAUGCUACUCUCUUUUGGAGCUUUUCUAUUUGGAAACUUGUUACACAUCAUUUAGGGAGAGGGUAUAUAUACCAGAGUCAGUCCUUGUAUUUGCUAUGUUGUGAUUGAUAUCCUGUAAUGGAACCCCUCUUUAUUCUUUCUC
Molecule: messenger RNA, 1093 nt
Organism: Lotus japonicus
Lineage: Eukaryota; Viridiplantae; Streptophyta; Magnoliopsida; Fabales; Fabaceae
Product: ubiquitin-conjugating enzyme E2 28-like
Exons: 4
Coding region: 318-764 (148 amino acids)
Biological process (GO): protein polyubiquitination
Cellular component (GO): nucleus
Molecular function (GO): ubiquitin conjugating enzyme activity
Source: RefSeq, a predicted model, not a curated record